ACGAACACAAACACAUACACAAACAAAACAAAAAAAACAGAGCAGCCAUACCAAAACACACGGAGACGGGCAACCCUCCAAAGUGCAUUUAACUCAUUUAUGUCGUCAAAAAGCAAAAGACUCAUAUACCAAAAUUCCAAAACCCUCCAAAGUUGAAUGGAGAAGUAUUGGUAGCAACCAUAGGCAAAGAAAAAAAAAAUCUCACAUACCCAUCUCUCUCAAUGACCCAAAAAUCCUCGUCUCAUUCUCAGUCUCUGAAGAAGAAGAGCUAUGCUGAUGCUGGGAUAUCUGGAGACGUGUACAGUAUGGUAAUGAUGCUUCCCAAAGAGCUUGAAAUGGAGAAAGACACCAAUUUCGACCUCAAAUUUCACGUUCCUGACCUUGGUCGUGCCUGCAAGGUUUUCUUCAGGACUAGAGAAGUUGGUGAGUUUCUUAGUGGGGCUUUAGCAGGGGCUAUGACCAAGGCUGUACUUGCUCCUCUUGAGACCAUUCGGACGAGAAUGGUGGUUGGUGUUGGAUCCAAAAACAUUGCGGGUAGUUUCUUGGAGGUGAUUGAGAAGCAGGGUUGGCAAGGAUUAUGGGCUGGCAAUGCAAUCAAUAUGCUCCGUAUAAUCCCUACCCAGGCAAUUGAGCUUGGAACAUUUGAGUGUGUAAAACGAUCAAUGACAUCAGCACAGGAGAAAUGGAAUCAGGAAGAAUGCCCAAGAUUGCAAAUUGGUCGUUUCAAUUUGAAGUUUUCUCUCUCCUGGAUUUCUCCAAUUGCUGUGGCUGGUGCAGCUGCUGGAAUUUUUAGCACACUUGCUUGCCAUCCCCUUGAAGUUUUGAAGGAUCGCUUGACUGUCAGUCCUGAGGCAUACCCUAGUUUAAGCGUUGCAAUUAGCAAAAUUUAUAAGGAUGGUGGGAUUGGUGCCUUUUAUGCUGGUAUCUCACCUACUUUGAUUGGAAUGCUGCCAUACAGUACUUGCUACUAUUUCAUGUAUGAGACAUUGAAGACAUCUUACUGCCAAUCAAAAAAUAAAAAGUCUUUGAACCGUCCUGAGAUGCUCCUGCUUGGAGCUUUUGCAGGUUUUACUGCUAGCACAAUUAGCUUUCCAUUGGAGGUGGCCAGGAAACGACUAAUGGUGGGAGCUCUACAGGGUAAGUGCCCACCCCACAUGGCAGCAGCACUUUCAGAAGUCAUCCGUGAACGAGGUCUGUUGGGACUCUACAGGGGGUGGGGUGCUAGUUGUUUAAAGGUCAUGCCAUCGUCCGGCAUCACCUGGAUGUUUUAUGAAGCUUGGAAAGACAUAUUGCUUGUUGGAAGAGGUCAUCUAUGACAUACAUCUAGCAAUAACCCACAUAAGUUCAUGGUUAUGUUGGGAUCAUUUAUUUAAGAAUUACAAGGUGGAAGGAGUAGACUAGCAUGCUAAAGUCGCUUCGUGGUUUUGACAGUCCUGAGAUAUAACUUUUGCCUUCCUAAGGCUGGGGAAGUUCAUGGUUUUCGGGAAGGGCUUCCCCGUGUUUCUACACCAUCGUUACUUCUGACAGGGAAAAAAAAAAAAAAAGAGAGAGAGAAAAGAAAAGAAGGUGAGCUUCAAUUUUGGUGCCCAUGGGAUCAAAAGUACUAAUAGGUUUUUUUGUAUGAGUAUAAAAGGAUGAUUUACCAUAUUUGUUGGAUUUUUCUC
This is a messenger RNA of Quercus lobata, 1664 nucleotides long. RefSeq names its product Mitochondrial substrate carrier family protein. Lineage: Eukaryota; Viridiplantae; Streptophyta; Magnoliopsida; Fagales; Fagaceae. The transcript has 6 exons. The coding region runs from base 222 to 1316 and encodes 364 amino acids. Gene Ontology annotation, biological process: transmembrane transport. The record is from RefSeq and is a predicted model, not a curated record.